AUGGGCAGCCUCACCUCCUUCCAGCCGACCCUCAACUUCCCCAAGUUAUCCGAGAGCGUGCCGGCCCGCGUCGCACCCAGAAAGGAGGAAGAUGCGCGCCGCAUGCCACCGCCUCCUCUUCCCAAAACUCGCUCGACACCACUGCUCAGGGAUAAUGGCAAGACGAAGCGAGACGAAGCGAUGGACGAGGACGUGAUCGAGCUCAUCGACAGUGACGAUGACGAUCCAAGGAAGCGGUCAUUGGAGAGUGAAGAUAAACGCAAGCCCGAAGCCAUGUGGUCGGAGUUGUACAAGCCGGUCUUACAGAGCGAACUCGCCCCAGGGAAGGCACGGGUUGAGAGCGUACGCGACUGGCUGUACCAAGCAAUCCAUGGGAUGCCUGAGGCUGCCGCGCUCAAAGGCGAUCGACCCAGUCAGAUGCUGCGUGAUCGUGUACGCAAGUAUCGGCGGAUUCUGCUCGUCACCGGGCCAGCGGGCAUCGGGAAGACUACGACUGUGCAACUACUCGCACGCUCAUUGGGCGUCGACCUUGUUGAGUGGACCGACAGCGUGGACGAGCGAGGGCUUGGAGGAUAUGACGUCGAGUCCAGCCUCAACAAGCUCACUUCCUUCCUCUCGCGCAAUUCGUAUGCACCAUUGCCGACUUCUGAACACUCCCGACCAUCACGACCACGCGUGCUCCUCAUGACGUCGUUGCCGAACCUCUCCCAUUAUCCGACACGAGAAGGUUUCCACACCGCCCUCCUCCAGUUCUGCAAGAGUUUCACCUCGACGACAUGCCCGCUCGUCAUCGUCUACAGCGACGCUGGAGCUGGAGGACGAGCAGAAGAGAGCUGGCGCGAGCGUGACCGAGGCGGACUAGAGAGCGCGGCGGACCUCGUGGGGAGGGAGGUUAUGGGUACUGCAUGGUGUUCUGAGAUUGAAUUCCUCCCACUAGCGCCGACGUUUCUCAAGAAAGCAAUCAGCCGCGUACUAGAUCUCGCGAUUGAGGACCCGUCACAACGCCCAGAACCGGCAGCCGUGCAGCUCAUCGGGCUCACAUGUAAUGGCGACCUCCGGUCGGCUAUCAAUUCCUUACAGCUGCUGUGUACAGGUCGAACAUUGCAGACCCUCAAGAAGCGCAAGACUGGCAAGCAAGAGAAGCGCGGACGAGCAACCGGCAAAGGCAGCCGGGGCGGUCGUGGCGCCAAAGUCGACGUCAGCGAGGAAAUCCGUGCCGCCCUAGACUCAGUGACGCGACAAGAGCAGUCGCUUAACCUGUUUCAUGCUCUGGGCAAGGUGUUGUACAACAAGCGUGUGGGGGAUCCGAACUGGGAGAAAGAGGAUGAGGAGGCAAAGCAAGCUGUUGAGAACCUCCGACCACCGGAUCCACUUCCGGACCACCUGUUCGAGUUCGAGCGUCGCGCAUCGAUGGUGCAGAUGAAUGCAUUCGUCCCCACCAUCCCCGUCGACGCGUCUACCUUCGCGCUAUGGAUUCACCAGAACGUGCCUAACUUUUGCACAGAGAUAGAGGAGCUCUCGGCAAUCUUAGACGACUUCUGUGUUGCCGAUCUCAUGCGGACUGAGGACGAUAUUUGGCAGUCCAGCCCACAAGCUAUCUCGUAUGCUCUGCAAAUGACUGUGCGAGGAACAUUGAUGGGUCUUCCAUCGCCGGUACCGCGGUCCAACCAAAAGGUUACCAAACCGCAGUUCUUCGAGACCUUCCGUAACGAGCGCGACAACGGCAAGAGGGUGGACGAGGCCGCAGCCCACAUGGCCAAGAAGAUCGUCGCAUCCAGCACGGCUGUAGCCGACGGGAUUCUGGAUCCUGAGCAAGCGCCCGUAUGGGGUGGCUUGCUUCCCAAAGUCACUCUAGCGUGCGAGGUGAUCCCAGAAGCUAUCAAGAUCCAAGCGUUUGGCAGACGGCCGCUACUCCCGCGUUCUGUGCAACAACUGACGAUGCCACCGUACACCGCGUACAGCUCGGCAGAUGGGGAAACGCUCUCUGAGCGCGACGUGACUGGUGGUGAGGAGUACGGGACUGAAGUUGCUGGGGUGGACGGCAUGGGUGUGCCUGAUGGCCAAGGGUGGGAAGUAUGGGAUGAAGAGAUGGCCGAGGAAGAGGAGGCCGAAGACGAGGUGUUGAAAGAGGACGACAUUGAAGACUGGUCUGACUAG
Messenger RNA from Cutaneotrichosporon cavernicola, 2157 nucleotides. RefSeq lists its product as uncharacterized. Bases 1 to 2157 code for a protein of 718 amino acids. Gene Ontology annotation, biological process: DNA repair; mitotic DNA replication checkpoint signaling; DNA damage checkpoint signaling. The transcript has 13 exons. The record is from RefSeq and is a predicted model, not a curated record. Gene Ontology annotation, molecular function: chromatin binding; DNA clamp loader activity. Lineage: Eukaryota; Fungi; Basidiomycota; Tremellomycetes; Trichosporonales; Trichosporonaceae.